Suillus plorans is the source of this 444-nucleotide messenger RNA. RefSeq lists its product as uncharacterized. The record is from RefSeq and is a predicted model, not a curated record. Lineage: Eukaryota; Fungi; Basidiomycota; Agaricomycetes; Boletales; Suillaceae. The annotation marks the transcript as partial. The transcript has a single exon.
GUGAAAAAAUGUGUUGGGUCAUGGACAGGACAUACCGAACGCAUGACCAAUCCAAGACCCAGGCGCCAGUGUGAAUGGGAAGCUGAAGUCGUCGAGUACAUCAACUAUCUCUUGGAGAAGAUACGAAUACGAUCAGUGAAAGCACUCACUCGACCAUGCCUGGACAGCAGGAUUCAAAUACUUGGCCCUCAUUUCCUGCUGCCAUCUUACCUCCAUGCCCGAAAGCGCAAUCAGUCUGAGCCUCCCAUUAAUCCAGAGGUCUUGUACUUGAAGCCUCUUCGCAUCAUACAUCCAUUCUACCACCCUGAGCUUGCAAGAUGUCCUCAAUGUGAUUGUGCAGAUGGUGUUUCGUGGGAUGGAUGGACUGGGACCGGUCCUCGGGAUUUUCAUGGAUUAAUGCUUGAUGAGGCAGCGAUAGGCACACAGCUCUGCUGCGAGAGUUGC